Messenger RNA from Xylaria bambusicola, 2941 nucleotides. RefSeq lists its product as uncharacterized. Lineage: Eukaryota; Fungi; Ascomycota; Sordariomycetes; Xylariales; Xylariaceae. Bases 178 to 2631 code for a protein of 817 amino acids. Gene Ontology annotation, cellular component: membrane. The transcript has 3 exons. The record is from RefSeq and is a predicted model, not a curated record.
CUGGAACCAGGCAUUGCGUCUACUAUUUGCGCCUUGACCAUACUAACUAGCGUAGAGUUUCUCUGCUAGAUUCAUCUCGCGCUGCUCCUUGUGCAAUCGAUUAUUAUUAUUAUUGGGACAUUAUCAUUUGUAAUUCUAAAUAACCCUUUCCGGGAGAGUCAACCUGUCCGCACCACAAUGGCUCAUAGUCAACAUGAAUCCCUAGACAUGGACGAGGAGCCCCGAAACCCUUACGCAUCGGCUAGCAGGUGGCAUCAUCAAGAAUCGACCGCCUUCGCCCGUGCCGCCGUCGCCCGAGACGCCCAUUCGAGUGGGAACUCGAAGGACCUAUCCGACUUUUUCAAUGCCUCCAGAGUCGAGCCUAGCAGACCGACAACCAACGGCACUGGCAAUGCAGCUGCCUACCAACCCAUUGUCAUUGGUGGUACCGAUGGCCAAACCGACGACACCGCCCUCAAUGACGGGAAAGAAGUGAUCUGUGGCCCAUUACUGAACUAUAGGCGCAUGGAGGGCAAUGCAUGGUAUGGAAGUGUGUUGAUAGUCACAAAGGGCGGCGGCAAGACACAGGAAUUCCAGCCUACGCUGCAUCUCGGCCGCGUCGAGUUGGCGAACGAUCAACCCGGCUUCGUGUCGGACAGCACAUCUGCCAACGCUGCACCUACGAACAGCGCGGAUCAGAUCCGGAGCGACCACGGAAUUGACAUCGCCGGGAGCUGUCUUUAUUCUGAUCCUCGGGUCACCUUCUGGAGCUUCAACCUGACUUGUGACAUGGGUACCACCGAGACCAAAUGGGCCUAUUCUAUCUCCGAUGUGCGAUACGAGAGCGCCACGAAACCCAAGACCAACUACUUCUUUGUUCCCGCUCUCGACGAGUCAAUGCGUAUCAUGUUUCACUCCUGCAAUGGAUUCAGUGUAGGAACAGACGAGGAUGCUUGGAGCGGGCCUGCUCUUUGGAACGACGUGGUAAGAAACCAUGCCAAGACACCUUUCCAUGUCAUGAUCGGUGGUGGCGACCAAAUCUACAAUGACGGGAUCAGAGUUUCGGGGCCACUUCGCGAAUGGACCGCAAUCGGGAACCCUAAGAAGCGCCGAGACUACCCCUUCCCCGAGACUUUGAGGAAGGCUUGCGAUGACUACUAUCUGAAUAACUAUAUACGAUGGUAUUCUACCGAAUCAUUUGCUACGAUGAAUGGCCAAAUACCGCAACUCAACAUCUGGGAUGAUCACGAUAUCAUUGAUGGGUUUGGCUCCUAUGUCGACGACUUCAUGAAGUGCGACGUAUUUCGAGGCAUCGGCGGCACCGCACAUAAAUACUAUAUGCUAUUCCAGCAUCACCUCGCACCACCAGCCUCCACGUAUACCACCGAUUCACCCCAGACAAUGGAGUUCGGCGGACCGGAGGACGGCGCACAACUCAUGGAUACCUAUGUGAAGCCGAAAUCAGAAGUUGAACCUUGCUAUAUCAUUGGUGCUAAACCUGGGCCAUAUGUGGCAGAGCAUUCUAUGAAUAUGUUUGCGAAGCUCGGCGCACGAAUCGCGUUCAUGGGCAUUGAUGCACGCACUGAACGCACGAGACACCAGGUCAACUAUCCCGAGACCUACGAUUUAAUUUUCAGCCGCGUGCAAAACGAACUCGCCACGGCCGCCGAUGCUGGUCGUCCUUUUAGACAUCUGAUAUUACUACUAGGAAUUCCGAUUGCUUACCCGCGGUUGACCUGGCUUGAGAACAUCUUCUCAAGCCCAGUUAUUGCGCCAAUCAAGUUCAUGAACCGAAGAUUCGGCUUUGGUGGUGGUGUGUUCAACCACUUCGAUGGAAGCGUUGACCUUCUCGAUGACUUGGAUGACCAUUACACGGCUAGAACCCACAAGAAAGAAAGGAAUACGCUCAUCGAGCGACUACAAGGCCUGUGUGCAGAAUUUUCUGUCCGUCUCACCAUCCUGGGUGGUGACGUUCAUCUGGCAGCUCUUGGACGAUUCUAUUCAAACCCCAACCUCCAUAUUCCCGCCGAGGAAGAUCACCGCUACAUAGUCAAUGUUGUAUCUUCGGCUAUUGUGAACAAGCCUCCGCCAGCUGCUAUUGCCAACUUGCUCGCCAGCCGCAACAAGAUACACCACUUGAAUGCGGACACUGAUGAGACUCUAAUGGAACUCUUCAACAAGGAUCCCGGUAACUCGAGCAAAACAAGAAACUCCAACCAUGUCACGAUGCCCAGUCGGAACUAUGCCAUACUCACAGAAAACUCGCCCAACAAUCGCGUUGUUGCCAAUGGACAACAAGAAGCCGCGCCGGCAAACGCAUUCGACGGUAAAGAUGGACAUGCCUUUUUACAUGCUGGUGAGGAUGGUGCUGGUACACAGCACAAGGCUGCGAAUCCAGAGACGCACGGCAAGAACAACGAUGGAUCACUAGAUUGCUGCAUACGCAUAGAGGUUGACCAGCACGACAAGGAGGGCAAAACAGAGCCUUAUGGCCUCACCAUUCCAGCACUCAACUACGAGCCGGGAAAGUAUGGAAGUAACAUACACCACCGUCCGGGGCUUAGACACAUCCGCAGCCGACCUGGUACCGGAGGCACUAGCACGGCACCGCCAAGCACUCGAUCCGCGCCGGGACCAGAAACUACCCACUAGGAGAUGGUUAGGAAAAUGGUCGGACUCGAAUGCCUCCCUUCGUGUGUUUCGGGAUGAGGUGAAGCACAUGCGAUUCAUUGUGGCCGGUUUCAUGCCUCCCUCCUAUACCCCUCGUAAAUAUAUAUCUAAUUCGAUGCGCAAGAGUAAUGAAAGGGAGGGAGAGAAAAAAAAAAAGAGAAGAGAAGGAACACUUGUAACUUUUUGUUAUGUCAAGACGGCUCAAUGAUAAUACCCAUACAACUGUUUAGAUAAGACGCGGUGUGCCUGUGAUGGAGCAGUGCGUUUAUGACAUGCUCUAAUUGGUCCUCAA